This is a messenger RNA of Sycon ciliatum, 3987 nucleotides long. RefSeq names its product mucin-2-like. The transcript is spliced from 8 exons. The record is from RefSeq and is a predicted model, not a curated record. Lineage: Eukaryota; Metazoa; Porifera; Calcarea; Leucosolenida; Sycettidae. Bases 229 to 3342 code for a protein of 1037 amino acids.
GCUGCGCUCCAAUCAUUUCGAACAGAACUUUGUUUGCGGACUGAACGGCUUGUUUCUCCGGCAAUAUCUUUCAAUCAUCACCUGCCCUUCUGACAACGUUCUCUAAUGAAUUGUUUAGUUGAGGACGACUUGCAUUCGUGUCUGAUGGGCUGAGCACUGGGCGAGGAGGUCUCGCUGCGGCUGUAGAGUGGAUUAUGCCGUGUGUAUGCCGCAGCGCUCGUUAGAGAAAUGCAGCCUGCGGUGUUGGUGGGUGUGCUGCAGUGUCGGCCGCCGUCGUCGCCAUGGCUAAUAUGGGCCAGUCUAGGUUUAUUGCUGAUCGUGGUCCAUACAGCGGUGGGGCAGUCUACACAAGCAGCCACUAUGCCAGUCACCAGUACAGUUGGUAACACUCAGACUGGCCUCUCUGCAGCAACCUCAAGCACUCAGCACACACCGUCUUCACAGCCGGAUCAGACGCCAGGUACAACUACCCGUCCACCGACCACGUUGCCAUGGCACACCAUGACAACACAACAUGCAGCAACAACAACACCGCCUGUAACUACCCGGGGCACAACUAUAUUUCCAGGCGCAGGCUGGGACCGAACGUCAAAGCUGGCACCAUCCCGAUCCGAAACGAUGACAACCCGAUCCCCAACCACAACACCACGGCCUUCGUCUGCAGCUUCAGCAUCGCCAAUUGUACCUUCUGUCAGCACUACAACUCCAUCACAAACACCUAAGGUCGUCAGCACCACCAGCACACGCAUUCCUCAAACACCCACAGACCCUACCAGUAGUACACGCAUUACUCAAACACCUACAAACCAUACCAGCAGCGGCAGCACACGCAUGACGCAAUCAAUUACAUCCACAAUGCCUUCUUCACCAUCAGCUGCGGCUAGCGAGCACGGGACGACACGUCAGAGACCAACCGUGCCUCACAUAUCGGCAAGCGGCAGCGGACCCAUCGUACACCGCUCCGCCACGCCAAGCACGCCCACGACAACAGGAGUUGCCAUGACUGCAGCCAAUAACACGGCGGCGUUGACGGCACUGGUGACUGCUGGCAUCACCGUCAGAGGUAGCAGCGUUGACUCCCAGCUGGACAACUCUACCGACACACCACCAAUCUUCUUGGAUGAUAGUUCCACCGCUACCAGUGCAGGGUUCAUAGCCCUGUACGUCUUCUGUGGACUGCUCGUCGUCACAUUUCUAAUCUCCUGCUGCUGCAAGUAUAAGUUAAUACGCAGUGAGCAAGUUCACAAGCCGCUGGAUCAAGAGAUCGGGCUGCUGUACGCCAGCGAGUUAUCACCAGGGCAGAAGCUACAAGAGAAAUGGAAUGGGAACCCAGUGUUCGGAGCUGCACAAAGCAACAAUAUGAUAAUAGAGGAAUUGAACAUGUCUGAUGACAGUGAUCAUGACACUUCCCUUGCUGAGACAAUGAAGGUAGCUGACACUCAAAGUGUAGCCACCGAUGUUACCGGUACAGAUUCCAGAUCAGCAACGCUGCCCAGAUCUCUGAAAGGAGGUAUGGUGGGCACUACCUUACCCAGACCGCCCGGAACACUAGAGUUCAGCGGAGCUAGCACUGCCAGCACACCAGCCGGAACAUGGCAUCGAGAACAUAGCCGACGAUCUGACGACGAAGGCCGUGAAGGAGGCGACGAGGAGGAGUUCUCCGGACGCGAGGACACCAGCAUUUUCCGGCGUUCGUUCUUCAACCGGGCCGCCACGCUGGACUCGUUGUCACGCCGACAGGAGAGCCGCAGCUUCAAGCGGAAGCGCUUCGCCGGUAUGAAGAGCAAGAGUGCGGCCACGUCGCCCAUGCAGGAGAUGACGGAGGAGGGCCGUACGCCACCGCCGUUGCCCGGGGAGAACCGCAUGCUGGCGUUGGACGACGUCCGUCGUUCCACACGCAAACGCGGCGCCACGCUCUCCAGUCUUCCGCAGGCUGUUGCGCCGGCCCUGCCUCUGGGAGCUCCGCCGCCACCGCCGCCGAUACCCAAGGGAGGAUUCCAGCCCACGUCUCCGCUGGCUUCUCCGACACCGCUGCUAUCGGCCAGCUCUACGGACAGCCUCGACACCGUGUUAUCCGAUCACACACCCACACCACCGGGAACGGGAUCAGCAUUGGCGAGUGGUGGGGAUGAGGCACCGGCGAAAACACCAAUCACGGAGCUCGACGACAUGCCCGAGGAGGAGCCGGAUCACUACGCCCUUGUCGGGCAGCUGGACAUGGACGGGGGCGCCCCACCGGGGGAGGAGAGUAACUAUCUACGGCCCGCCGACGACUCCGUCAUCCGCUACUCCCUUAUCAAGGCCAAGACCAGUGCUGCGUCGCAACAGAGUGUUGAGUCACCGGAUAGCAUGAGACGCAGUGCUCGUCGCUCUUCCAAGCGUCACGUCCGCAAGAUGCCCACCGUUCAGAAGUCCUCGGCCUGCUCUCUCAAACGCCAGUCAGCCGCCGAGCAAUGGAAGGUGGACGAGAACUCCGUCAGUACGCUGCCACGGCUGCCGUACUACCGCGGCCAUGACGACAGUUCCCACGACGACCAGGCAACAGUGACGGUGGCAAGCAAGUCGAGCACGGCGCCGGGAAAGCUGUCCGCUCACAUCCUGAAGGGGUUCGAGCCAGCGUUGGAUAGCGUGUCUCAGAGCGCUCUCAGCCGCCUGGAGGAGUCCGACGCCGAGCACACCACGCACGCUGCCAGCAGCCUCGUCGUGCUGGCCGGGGCCAACGCGGACUCACGGGAACAGCUGCUGGAGAUGUCGUCACCGGAGGAGGCACCGUCGCAGAACACUCUCACGGACGACACGACGACGCGCAACACACCGCGGCGCGUACUCUCGCAACUAGACGCCAUCCUGCGGGCAGAGGGCGGCGCUUCCUCUGUCCCGGACCUGCAGCACAACGGCAGCAGCUCGUAUUUCCUUUCUUCGACCGACACCACGCUGGAAAGGAAACCCGGUCUAAACACAAUAGCGCAGAAUUCUGCACCGAAGAUGCCUGCUGCAGUUGAAAACGCAUCACACGGUGUGAUGGUGAAACAGCCGCUGCCACCACAGCCAGAGAUUGUUAUGGAACAGCCCGCCACGCUGGAUGAGUCGCAGUUCAAGCGCGGCGUCACCACGCAAUCCACGCCCGUGUCACACGCAGCCGCGCUCGUGCGAAAACCUACCGUUACGAAGCAACGUUCGGACGCCUUCUAUCGGACAGAACGUGUCGAGUACGAUCGGAUUAGAUCGACCAUGCAGCCGGCCAGUCAAAGUGCCACUAGGGUGAGAACGUUUGAAUGCGAGGAUUACUAUUUGCAGCACACUGCCCACCUGGGUAAUGCUGGGGUGCCGGCGUUCUAUUAGAUAUCGAACACAGACGUGGAGAGAGUCGCUGAGUCGCUGAGUGUGUGGGUGGAUGACUGAGAUACACUGGAAAACACAGACUGUGAAUAUGUAUAUGAUUUGAAAAUCGAGAUCGUUUGUGUCUGUUUUUAUUUUAAUAUUUUUUUACAUAACCCUAUUGUUGCCUAUGUACUAGUUGGCACACAGUGUACACAACUUGAGUUCAUGAUACUGCUACUGCGAGCCGCUGCUGCAUGGCUUCUGAUAAUUGCAAUCAGCAUUUCCCUGGACCAGGAGAGAACUGUGACACCGCACCUAUUAUACACGGAGCAGAGUUGCUGUCAAUAGCAUAACCUCUAGGCAAACUUCUAAGCUUUCUAUUUUAUACUUAGGAUUAGCUCGCGCAGAUACACCUUGAGAAACGUCUUUCCUUUCCUUCUUCUACUGGAUUCUUAGAAAGCCGUAAAAUUAGUCUUUAGUUACUCACUUUGAUAUUAUUGUUUUGCUGGAACACUGCACAUGCGUUCACGCAUUGCAUUUACUCGCCGUCUGCGUUGCCAAGGACACUAAAGCAGAUAUUCUUGAUUUUUGAAAUAUUUGGUUUUUGAUUCUGUCUGGAGAACAACAACCUUUCCUCGUGGGCCGUCAGAACACGAUUGGAGUGUA